AUGACAAAGCAAAGCAGGGCACCCUCUUCUGUGACCAUCUACGACCAUGAGCAAGGACAAUAUGUUGCUCCAACUAAUAGAGCCUCUCCUCAAACGAAGAAGAAUGACAUGGAAGAUCUUAAGGCUACUGAAACUAAAAAUAUUUUUCUAGAGGUUACAAUCUACAAAAAGGCUGCAGCAGAGUUGAUGGGGACUUUUAUCUUAGUAUUUGCUGGGUGUGGAGGAAUAAUGGUGGAAGAAAGGGAUAAGGUCUUAACUCAUCUUGGGGUUGCUGCUGUGUUUGGACUGGUUAUAAUGGCACUAGUCUACACUGUGGGACAUAUCUCCGGUGCUCACAUAAAUCCUGCAAUAAGUCUUGCCUUAUCAUCUGUGGGAAAGCUCUCUCUUCAGGAGCUGCCCAUUUAUAUCAUAUGUCAAAUUGUGGGUGCUACAGCGGCUGCAGCUUCACUCAAUUUAGUUAUUACAAAAGUCUCCAUUAAUGUUGCUGUCAAUGUUCCUGUGGGAAAUCCUUGGGCAUCACUGGUGGUUGAAAUCAUUAUCACCUUCAUACUCUCCAUUGUUAUAUUUGCAAUAGCCACAGACCCUAAAGCACCAAGUGAAAUGGUAGGGAUCGCUGUGGGUGGUGUAGCCGCUUGUAAUGCUUUAUUUGCAGGGCCACUCUCGGGAUGUUCCAUGAACCCAGCAAGAUCCUUGGGGCCUGCACUGAUAGCACUCAAUUUUAAUGGUCUUUGGGUGUAUGUUCUUGGACCUGUUUUUGGUGCCCUUUGUGGAGCUUGGUUCUAUAAGGGUAUUUCUAUACAAGAAUAG
This is a messenger RNA of Cryptomeria japonica (Japanese cedar), 807 nucleotides long. Its product is annotated as aquaporin NIP1-1-like. NCBI's taxonomy places the organism in Eukaryota, Viridiplantae, Streptophyta, Pinopsida, Cupressales, Cupressaceae. The record is from RefSeq and is a predicted model, not a curated record. Gene Ontology annotation, molecular function: channel activity. The coding region runs from base 1 to 807 and encodes 268 amino acids. The transcript has 5 exons. Gene Ontology annotation, cellular component: membrane. Gene Ontology annotation, biological process: transmembrane transport.